AGAUUAUUUAACCCAUCCUGUAUAUACAUGCGCGCCAGGUGUGCUUUACAUCCACCGAUAGUUCUUUCCUGUGUUCUGUGUGUCGAAAUGAUGAAAUAUUUCAAGUUCUUUUGACGCAUUCAGAAUGCUUACGUAGUUCUAUCUUUACGUGGUAAUUGGACCGUUUCUGGCUGACUUCCUCAGUAACAUCAGUGUUUGCGUAAGUGUGUUGACGCGUUGCGUACUCGAAGCAUUCGGCGGGCGUCUGUCAUUUUUUGAGAGAAAAAGUUCACUCUUGUGAUUUGAAAUUUGUCAUGGAACCUGCCUCCCCAGGAAUCAUUAUCCCUGAUGAUUAUACUGGUUAUCAUCCAGAUUUUUUCUGUGUUCCUAGACAUUAUGAAGGUGCUUUAGAAUGUGUUUUAGUGCCUGGUGGUGUCAUUAAGGACAGGAUUGAGAGACUUGCUCAAGAUAUCGCAGAAGAUAUUGGAAAGGAGCCAAUAUUUGCCCUUUGUGUUCUCAAAGGAGGUUAUAAAUUUUUUACUGACCUUAUUGACCAAGUGAAAAAAUAUAACCAUUAUGCUACUCGUAAUACAAUUCGUAUAGCGGUGGAUUUCAUUCGUUUAAAGAGCUAUAAGGAUGAUGAAAGUGCAGGAGAUGUCCAAGUGAUUGGCAUUGAUGAUUUAAGCGUAUUAACUGGCAAAAAUGUGCUUAUUGUUGAAGAUGUGAUUGAUACUGGUCGUACUAUUAAAGAGCUUUUACGAUUGGUAAAGUCAUACCAUGUAAAAUCUGCAAAAGUUGCCAGCUUACUUGUGAAACGCACAAAGGGAAAUUUUUAUCGCCCUGAUUAUUGUGGAUUUGAAGUUCCAGACAAAUUUGUAGUCGGAUAUGCCAUUGAUUAUAAUGAGUACUUUAGAGAUUUGGAUCACGUCUGUAUUGUAAAUGAAUAUGGGAAGAAGAAAUUCGGUUCUAGCUAUCCAAAUGGCAGCAUCAGGCAGUAAUUUGUUUCAAUAUGUGAUCUAGGCUAUGCUUGUGAUUUGCUUUCAUUAGAUAGUAGUAGCAGUA
Messenger RNA from Uloborus diversus, 1041 nucleotides. Its product is annotated as hypoxanthine-guanine phosphoribosyltransferase-like. Gene Ontology annotation, molecular function: magnesium ion binding; hypoxanthine phosphoribosyltransferase activity. The coding region runs from base 294 to 977 and encodes 227 amino acids. Lineage: Eukaryota; Metazoa; Arthropoda; Arachnida; Araneae; Uloboridae. The transcript is spliced from 8 exons. Gene Ontology annotation, biological process: GMP salvage; hypoxanthine metabolic process; guanine salvage. The record is from RefSeq and is a predicted model, not a curated record.